AUGCCUGAUUUAGGACAAGAACGGGAAAAAAUGUGGUUAGUUCCCUUCUUUAAUAAUUAUAGACAUCCAAUAACUAAUGAUUUCCGUUAUGACGUAAAAGCGUCAUACGAGUAUCCAUGUCUAGAUCUGAGAUUCGUUCACGGACCCGGUCAUAUCAUCGCCAUCCACAUCACCGUCACUGAUUCACCUCUAGACAUUUCACAAUCGUGA
This is a messenger RNA of Cinara cedri, 210 nucleotides long. Lineage: Eukaryota; Metazoa; Arthropoda; Insecta; Hemiptera; Aphididae. The record is from the annotation of a GenBank genome assembly.